CCCUGGCAUCAGAUGACCUGUGCUCCCAGGCCACUGGCAGUGCAGCCUGGCUGGGCAGACUUCACCCAGCGCUCGGGCAGACAGCCCACUCCAAGCCAGGACAGGCAUCCACCCGAUGCCUGCACACAGUGGGCACAGACAACCAAGACCCCUUUCCACGCACCCAGCCCUGGGAGGAGCCUGAUUAAAAACGUUCCCCUGGGCAUCCCAAGGACAUUGAAUAGUGCUCAUCCCGAACCUCCGCUCCAAGGGCCUGCGAAAUGGUUCUGGCCGGUCCUGGGAUCAGUGGCCCAGCAGGAGGAAGGCAACAGGACGAGAAAAGUCUGGAGUUUACAGCUCUGUAGCCCAUCCAGGAGCAGCACGGGGCGCAGGCCCAAGAGGGUGACAGCCGGCCUCGAGCCCCGGAGCUGCUGCCUCGUCUCCUUCCCUUCAAGACCCUGAGACCCCAUGGUCGUCCAGGACAGUAUGGACGCUGGGGACACCCAGGCAGGCGUGCGGCUGGAGCCCUUCCUGCACCAGGCCGGGGGCCGCCUCAGCGUGCUGCAGUACGGCAAGCACACGGUGUGCAAGCCCCUCAUUUCCCAAGAGCAGCACUUCUACGAGUCCCUGCCGCUGGCCGUGAAGCAGUUCACGCCACAGUACAAAGGCACCGUCACCAUGUACCUCUGGAGGGACAGCAGAGGCCACCUUAGCCUGGUGGCCCACCCCCAGCAGCAGGACCGGGAGCCCUUCACCGUGUCCCCAGAGUCAGCAGCAGCAGUGGCCAUGUUGCAGACACUACAGCAGACCACAGGCAGUGGCGCCCACCCCCUGGCCCAGCGGCAGUGUGCGCAGCAGGCACACAAGGAGAGCCCCGCCAAGGCGUUCCUGAGGUCCGAGUUCCACUUCAGCACCCAGAUCUCCUCGCUGGUGGAAGAUGCCAAGCGGAACCAGGUUGAAUGGAGGGGCUUUAACCCAUGGGGCCUGCUUUGCCACCAGGCCCACCUGAGCCGCCUGUGUGCAGAGUACCCUGAGGACAAGCGGCACCACUUCUUGCUACUGGAAAACGUGGUGUCGCCAUUCACGCAUCCCUGCAUCCUGGACCUCAAGAUGGGGACCCGGCAGCAUGGAGACGACGCGUCAGAGGAGAAGAAGGCCCGGCACAUGCGGAAGUGCGAGCAGAGCACCUCGGCCCGCCUGGGCGUGCGCAUCUGCGGCAUGCAGGUCUAUCAAACUGAUAAGAAGCACUUUCUCUGCAAAGACAAGUACUUUGGAAGAAAGCUCUCGGCAGAGGGCUUCCGACAAGCCCUCUGUCAGUUCCUGCACAAUGGCGCCCGCCAGCGCACAGAACUGCUGCAGCCCAUCCUGCACCGGCUCCAGGCCCUCCUCGCCGUCCUCAGGAGCCAGAGCUCAUACCGGUUCUACUCCAGCUCCCUCCUCCUCAUCUACGAUGGGCAGGAGCCCCCGGAAAUGACCCCGGGGGGCCAGCAUCCUCUGGAAGCUCCACUGACGGCCCCCGCUGUGCCCCUCAGACGUCUGCCCAAGGUUGACGUCCGGAUGAUUGACUUUGCUCAUACGACGUACAAGGGCUCCUGGAAGGAGCAAACUAGCUAUGAUGGACCAGAUCCUGGCUACAUUUUUGGCUUAGAAAAUCUCAUUGGGAUCCUACAGGAUAUCCAAGAGGGAGAGUGAAACUUUUGGGACACUGGGAUUUUCCCAGCUACAGAUUAUGCAAAGGGACCUUCUGGUAGCCGGGUAGUCUAGACACCCCUUAGAUGUCUUUGUGACAACCAGCUCUGCCUACCUCGGCAUCCUCACCCUCAGCAGAAGGCAGUCACAGCUCCUGGGGCAACGCGCCCCCAAGGCAGCUCCACGCGCCCUGGCGUCUCCCGCAGUGCUGCCAUCCGUCAGUCAGCGCCCAGCGUCACAGCGUGAGUCAGAGGCCAGUGCUGCACUCGGCGUGGAGUGGCUGCUUCCGGGAAGCUCUUGUCGUGCUGCAGUCCCCACAGCUGGGAGGCCUGAGUGCUAGGACCGCAAUCCUGGGCGACAGGAGGCUGCAGCUUGCGUGGGCUGCCAGAGCUAACAGGCCUCCCCACCGUCCUCCCAGGCGCAGGAGCUGGGGCAGCACAGAGCAGAGCAGAGUUACCAUCUCGCCUGCUUGUACCCAGCUUCUAAUAGACAAGGCCACGUGUGGGACAGCUCAGCCACAGGACACGCGCUUUGCAUGCAUGAGGCCCGCUUCAGCACAGCAAGUAAUGUUAAUAAUAAUAAUAUAGAUAAAUAAGUGGCGGGCAUGGUAGCACACAC
Octodon degus (degu) is the source of this 2286-nucleotide messenger RNA. RefSeq names its product inositol hexakisphosphate kinase 3 (gene Ip6k3). Gene Ontology annotation, cellular component: cytoplasm; nucleus. The transcript has 8 exons. Gene Ontology annotation, biological process: phosphatidylinositol phosphate biosynthetic process; inositol phosphate biosynthetic process. Gene Ontology annotation, molecular function: inositol hexakisphosphate kinase activity. The coding region runs from base 448 to 1671 and encodes 407 amino acids. NCBI's taxonomy places the organism in Eukaryota, Metazoa, Chordata, Mammalia, Rodentia, Octodontidae. The record is from RefSeq and is a predicted model, not a curated record.